AGAGGGGACUGAGGCAGCUUGGCCAUAUUGUGCAGCAGUUCCUCUCAUCUCCUCUCAUUCCUCCUCACAGCGGCUGCGUCACACGUUAAGGCGCUUGUGUGAAUGACACAAUCAACAACACACGUCCCCGUUUAAGGAGGGAAAACCACUGCAGAAAUAAAGUCUAUUUUUCAAAACAAUUCGCUCGACUGACAAGGUUGGUGUGCGCACAAAAUGGUUAAACUGGGAAAUAAUUUCAGUGAGAAAAACAAUGGGAAGGUGGCUUCUGAAGACGGAUUUGACACAAUCCCCCUCAUCACACCUUUAGAUGCCAGCCAGCUUCAUUUCCCUCCGCCAGACAAGGUGGUGGUGAAGACAAAGGCGGAUUAUGACAGCGAGACCAAGAAGGGCAAGAUCAGAUCUCCCAAAAUCGCAGAGUUCUCAAUAAGCAUCAUCGAAGGGGUGUCCGAGCGACUCAAAGUGACCUUGCUGGUGAUCUGUGCUCUGGCCUUCUUGGUGUGUGUGGUGUUCCUGGUGGUCUACAAGGUCUACCAGUAUGAGCAGCCAUGCCCUGACAGCUUCGUCUAUACGCAAGGUCGUUGUAUGCCAGCUGGGAUGUACGGCGGCAACUUCCCCCACCAGGGCCCGGGGAGCCGCGGGCGCCUCUUCACCCUCAUCAACCACUACAACAUCGCCAAGCAGACCAUCACUCGGUCCGUCUCGCCGUGGAUGACCAUUAUGUCUGAGGAGAAGGUCACCCAACAGGAGACGGAGACGGCGCAGAAGCUGGCCUAACCGAUCGGGCGUGGCCUCGCCCGCCGAGGGGGGAAUCAAUAAUAUGGUUGUGCCAUUCAAGCAAACUCAAGUCCUGCUUCUAAACGUGCCCGAGGUGCUGCGCUGCCUUCAAGGUCGGCUGAAUGUGUGGAAAUUGGGGUCACGUUUACAGCAAGAUGAGCCUUCAGCUGGCUUUGUGGUUUGUUUGAAUAGCAUAUGCUGUUAUUUAUUGAUACACAGCUGAGUGGCUUACAUACAUGUAAAAUCGCCACACACGCGCACACACACUCUUGAUGUUAACUUUGUGCAUAAACACACGUUAGUCUUCAAUUUAGUGAAAUAACUGUGAACGAUCUCGUUUGUGACACUUUUAGAGAAACAUGCACGCGCGACAAUUAGAAUCGUACUUUGCUUUUAUUGCUUUCAAAUAGAACUUGUUUGGAUUAAUGUAGUUGUCAUGACAACAGCAACGUUUGCAGCAUAAAUGCCAAAUUCACAAGAAUAGAGGGGGGAAUCGUCGACACCACCCGAGGCACUCUUGACGAUCAUUUCAAAGCUGUAUUUAAUACAUGUAUUCAAUAAGACAGCUUCUGCUUUCUGGUAAUUACGUAUAGUGCUUUUUAAGACCUACUAAAAUGUUGUGAGAAGAACUGUCUGCACCAGCACCAAAUGUAUUUUGCACAAUUCUAAGUUGUGCACUUUAACCCCAAACUGCUUUUCUUCUUUGUCGCUGUAUCAACUAAGUGUAUUUAUAAAAGAUGAUCACCCUUUUUGUGAACACUUGAUUGAAGCUAAAGGCUACACAUAACUUUUACGCUGCUCGACCGAAUGUUUUUUGGCUUUGAUAGUAAUGACGCUGUAUUGUGCAACCGUGUGGAUUUUUAAAUGUCAACAGAUGGCGAGUGGAAGCCAUCGAUUUACUGACUGUUUUAGUUGAACAAUCUGAAAGUAGUUGCUUGUCCUGUUGUUUUGUUUUCCCGUACAUCUGUUAAAUGGUCACAAAUGCCUCAUUUUCAUACAGUGUAAUAAGUCAAGUGCAUUUGCUACAUUCAAUGUGAAAUGACAAAUUGAAAUAAAGUGCCCACCUUUCCCACCAACAAAAGGUGUUGAGUCUUUAUGCUGAUUUGUUGAUUUGAAACUGUCACCAUUUGCUGGAAAAACUACUUUGAGGUCAAUGAAGUGCUUUUUCUGCCAUCUUGUGGAAUCAAUGGGCAAUUUCUUAGGGAGUGGUGGCGGCACUGUAGAUGUACCUCAAUGAAAAC
This is a messenger RNA of Syngnathus typhle (broad-nosed pipefish), 2015 nucleotides long. Its product is annotated as neuronal vesicle trafficking-associated protein 1-like. Lineage: Eukaryota; Metazoa; Chordata; Actinopteri; Syngnathiformes; Syngnathidae. Gene Ontology annotation, molecular function: clathrin light chain binding. The record is from RefSeq and is a predicted model, not a curated record. The transcript has 5 exons. Gene Ontology annotation, cellular component: endosome; membrane. The coding region runs from base 214 to 774 and encodes 186 amino acids. Gene Ontology annotation, biological process: endosomal transport; G protein-coupled dopamine receptor signaling pathway; clathrin coat assembly.